CGUUGACAUGCUUGACAAGUUGCCAUUCUCUGAGCAUCAAAACCCAACACCGCGCUACUUCUACUUCCUGCAACCCGGGUGUUUUGCAUCUACCUCGGCGGCGCGCACAUCAAAUUCGAUCCAUCGCUGCUAAGAACGGAGGAAGAAUAUGGCGUCGGCGGAUACAGAGGCGCCGUCGCGCCACCACUUUGACAAUCGGUCGCCAUCACCCAUCGACCGUCACCAAUCUCCGAGCCUUCGCCGCGACCGGUCCCCAUCUCCAGGUUCUCGCGAUAUCUCACCGCCUCCUCGGGACCGUUCUCGAACAAGGUCGCCACCGAGAAGACGCUCGCCGCCGCCGCCGCGCGCGCGUCGCGAUGCCGACAGGUACCGACCAGCCAAGAAGGAGCGCACGCCGCCUCCUGCUCCGCCACCCAAGACGGAGGAGGAGAAGCUAGCGGACGCCAGAGCUGAAUACCAGAAGCUCCUCAGCCUGCGCAGCCAGGGUGUGUACAUGCCGCCGCACAAGCUCCGCGCCCUGCAAGCCGCCAUUACGGACAGAAGCACCAAGGAGUACCAGCGCAUGGCAUGGGAUGCCCUGAAGAAAUCGAUCAACGGUCUGGUGAACAAGGUCAACACGGCGAACAUCAAGUUUGUCGUGCCUGAACUGUUCAACGAGAACCUCGAGCGCGGUCGUGGCCUGCUCUGCCAGAGCCUGCUGAAGGCGCAGCACGCCAGUUUGCCCUUCACGCCAAUAUAUGCGUGUCUGGUAGCCAUCUGCAACACUAAGAUGCCUCGGGUGGGCGAGCUGCUCGUCAAGCGGCUCAUCAUGCGGUUUCGGAAGGGCUUCAAGCGGAACGACAAGGCUGUGUGCCUCUCCUCGACCAUGUUCCUCGCCCAUCUCGUCAACUAUCAGGUGGUGAACGAAAGGCUGGCCGGCCAGAUUCUGGUGCUCUUGUUGCAGAGGCCCACCAACGACAGCGUGGAAAUUGCUGUCGGGUUCAUGCGCGAGGUCGGCUUGUUCCUCGAGGAGAUGUCGCCCGGGAUAGCCCACGCCGUGUUUGAGACGUUCAGGAACGUUCUGCACGAGGCCGACAUAGACAACCGCGCGCAGUACAUGAUCGAGGUGCUGUUCCAGGUGCGCAAGGACAAGUACAAGGAUAACCCGGUGAUCAAGGAGGAGCUGGACCUGAUCGACGAGGAGGAUCAAAUCAUGCACCAAAUCCUGCUGGAUGACGAGAUCAAUACGGAGGACAGCCUGAAUGUCUUCAAGUACGACCCCGACUGGGAGGCCCACGAAGAGGAGUAUAAGACGUUGAAGGCCGAGAUUCUUGGAGAGGGAAGCGAUGACGAGGGUGAGGAAGAUGAGUCGGAGAGCGAGACCGAGGAAGAAGAUGAGGAGGAGAAGGCUCUUGAGAUCAAGGACCAGAGCAACGCGGAUCUCGUCAACCUCAGACGAACGAUAUACCUGACUAUCCAGUCAAGCGCCGACCCCGAAGAAGCGGCCCACAAGCUCAUGAAGCUCAAGCUUCCUGUCGGCCAGGAACCCGAGCUAGUGUCCAUGAUCGUCGAGUCCUGCGCCCAGGAGAAGGUGUAUCUCAAGUUUAUGGGACUUCUGGGAGAGCGGUUUGCGCGGUUGAACCGGAUGUGGAUGGACCUCUUUGAGGAGUCCUUUAUGAAGUACUACACGACGAUCCACCGGUACGAGACCAACAAGUUGCGGAACAUCGCCAGAUUCUUCGGCCAUCUUCUCGCCUCUGAUGCCAUUGGCUGGCACGUCCUGUCCGUUAUCCACCUCAACGAAGAGGAAACGACGUCAGCAAGCCGUAUCUUCAUCAAGAUUCUGUUUGAAGAUCUCCAAGAGAAUCUGGGCACGGCGAAGCUGAAGGCACGGAUGAGCGACGAGACUCUGCAGCCCAGUUUGCAGGGCAUCUUCCCGCACGACAACCCGCGGAACAUUCGCUUCUCGAUCAACUACCUCACUGCCAUCAAGAUGGGCUUCCUCACCGACGAGAUGCGCACCUUCUUGGCCAACAUGCCGAAGCCCACCCUUCCGGCCCCGGCUGCAGCCUCGGAUUCAGACUCGGUGUCGAGCUAUUCUUCCUACACGCGCUCCUCGUACUCGUCACGGUCGCGUUCUCGAACUCCCCGCCGUGCCGUGGACCGCGGCCGUUCCAUCUCGCGCACCCCGCCGCGUCGGGGUAGAGACAGAUCCUACACACGCAGCCGAACUCGUAGCCGCAGCUACACGCGUUCCGUCUCGACCGGACGGUCUCUCUCGCGCUCCCCUGCGCCGCGCCGAGCCCGCGGUCGCAGCCCGAGCCGCACUCCCAGCCGUAGCAGGAGCCCAGAGCGAGGCAGAGGCAGAGGCAGAAGUAGAAGCUACACCCGCUCACCGACACCACGCUCUGUUUCACGCUCGCGUUCUCCUCCCCCGGCCCGCCGCGGUCGCGCGCGCACACGCAGCCCGUCCUACUCGCGCUCGCCGUCCCGUUCCCGGUCUCCCGUUGCUGGCCCUUCUUAUUCCAAGCGCCGGCGGGAGGACUCAUACUCGGCCAGCCGCUCCCCUCCGCCGCCGCCGGCAAGGAGGCAGAGACGGUACAGCAGCCGAUCGAAGUCGCCUUUGUCGGGGGACUCGAGGUCACCGUCGAAGUCUAGGGCGAGAUCUAGAACCAGGUCGCCCGCGCCAGCUGCUGGUGCUGCUGCGCGUGACGGUCGUGGUGAUGACAGGGGACGCGGCGCGAGGAACUAUAGUUCUCGUUCCUACUCGCGCUCGAUGUCAAGGUCGCGGAGUCCUCCACCGUCGCGAGGUGGAGCUGGGAAGGAUGGUGGUUAUUCCGGAAGCUAUGCGGAUAAGGGAGGGGAUGGCUACAGGGGUGGUGGGUACCGGGAUAGGGAUGGGUAUGGCAGGGGGAGGAGGGACAGCAGGAGCAGGAGCGGGUCCCCAGCAAGGAGUCCUGCGGGAGGAGCUGGUGGCGGGAAGCGGAGGAGGUAUUAUAGCAGCUCGCGGUCGAGAUCGCCACGUGUGCCGGCUAAGCGGGGGAGGGUUGGUGCUUAAUAAUUAACAGCGGUCAAUCAGG
Chaetomium strumarium is the source of this 3059-nucleotide messenger RNA. RefSeq lists its product as uncharacterized. The record is from RefSeq and is a predicted model, not a curated record. Gene Ontology annotation, cellular component: catalytic step 2 spliceosome. Gene Ontology annotation, molecular function: protein binding; RNA binding. Lineage: Eukaryota; Fungi; Ascomycota; Sordariomycetes; Sordariales; Chaetomiaceae. Gene Ontology annotation, biological process: mRNA splicing, via spliceosome. The coding region runs from base 149 to 3037 and encodes 962 amino acids. The transcript has a single exon.